This is a messenger RNA of Plenodomus lingam JN3, 183 nucleotides long. NCBI's taxonomy places the organism in Eukaryota, Fungi, Ascomycota, Dothideomycetes, Pleosporales, Leptosphaeriaceae. The record is from RefSeq and is a predicted model, not a curated record.
AUGGACAGUCGGCCCCUAAUUCGAUACCUAAUCGACGACGACGACGACAACAACAACAUGAGGGAGGGUCAAUCAGAGAAGAGGGAGGACUGGCCACCAGUCAUGUUGGAGCUAACGGUAGAUACUGCCUACGGGUACUGUCUAUUCGAGAAGAAAGAAACGAAGCUUGUCGCCGUGCGUUAG